Molecule: messenger RNA, 1784 nt
Organism: Rhizophagus irregularis DAOM 181602=DAOM 197198
Lineage: Eukaryota; Fungi; Glomeromycota; Glomeromycetes; Glomerales; Glomeraceae
Source: RefSeq, a predicted model, not a curated record
AUGGCUAAAAAAUCGAGGAAUAAUCGGCGUAAGACAAUGGAUAUAUCUUUAUUAGAUGGAGAUUCAAAACAAAUAGCUAAUACAUUAGUUGGCAUUAUUGCUGAUGUUGAUGAAUACUCAUGGGUAUAUAAUACUAAAUAUGAUGGCAAGCAAGAGUCUGUAACAUAUUGGUAUGUUUGUUCUCAAAGAGUGAAUUUGGAAAAACAACCACGAAAACAUCAGGAUCUAUUAAAACAACGUGAUACUCCAUCAAUGAAUCGAUUUAAUUGUGAAGGUUAUAUUCGAAUUAAUGUUAAUCAAACAACAAACAUUGCAAAAAUAGAAGUAAAUCAUAAUUAUUUGCAUCCUCCAACAUCUGAAAAUAGUGUAUCUGAAGAAAUAAAAAUGUUUAUUCAGGAGAAUAUUGAUUUAUUACCUUGUGAAAUUUACGCAAAAUUAAUUAAUAAAGGAUUGGAUUUAUCUAUUAAACAAAAGCAAAUCCACUUUUGGUGGACAAAGUUUAAUCAAAAUAGAUAUAUUCAUCAUGAAAAUUCUUUUCAAUCAGCAUUAAUUUGGAUGAAAGAACAAAAUUAUUAUAUUAUUUUAAAUUUAACAGAACCAGUACAAGCUAUAGCAUUUACAACCGGAAUUUAUGAACACUUAAAAAAAAAUAAUAUUCAUAUUCAUGAAUGUGAUAUUGACGCUACCUAUAACACAAAUAAUUUAAAAUUUGAACUUUAUGUAAUCCAUGCCAAAGUUGAUGGAGUAGGUUUUCCGCUUGCAUACCUUUUUUUGGAGAAUAAUGGUAACUGUGGUAAUGGAACACGAACUGAUAUAAUUAACAUGUUUUGUAAGCAAAUGAAAUUACAAGGAUUAAAUCCAGAAUUUUUACUAACGGACAAAGAUUUUGCCCAAAUCACAGCAUCACAAAGAAUAUGGAUAUUAUCAUCAUCAGAAAUCUGGAAAUUAGCAGUUAACGAAAUGUAUAUGUAUUGUGAACAGCAUUCAUUGCCUUUUCUUUGGGCUUAUAUGUGGAAGGAGUGGUAUUGUGCAGAACGAUGGGUAUUAUGGAUGCGUGCAGGUUGUGAAAAUAAGAUAUCAGUUUUAAAAACUACAAUGAUUGUAGAAUCUCACUGGAAAGUACUUAAGCGGGAUUUUUUAUAUAAAUUUUUUCGUCCUCAGCUUGAUUUAGUUGUUUUUAUAAUUACAAAAAAGAUGCUAAAGCAUCAGGAGCGGCGGUUUAAUCAAUUAGCAAUAGGAAGAGAAAAGCCAGAGCGGAGAAAGAUAUUCAAAUCUGAGUGGAAACGCUUAGCAAAACAUAAUGUAUCAAAUGAUUUUCGGUAUAUAACAGAUCCUGAUAAAUGGAUUUGUGGUUGUUUAUAUUAUUUAACCAGUCAUUUUUUUAUCUGUAAGCAUCUAAUUCAACAAAAAGGAGAAAUACUGCCAAAAUUUUUUGAUCAUAUAAAACGGAAUAAUCAGUAUCCAUUCUUAGAAAAUGCAGAUAACAGAAGUAAUAGUACACCCAAUACCUUAUUACAACUUGUGCCAUGUGUUCAGGACGAAUGUACCAUUCAUGAGGAGUUAACUGAGGAUGACUCUGACGCUUUCUUUGAUGAACUUAUUUCAAUUACAAAGCCGGCAACUGAUUUGCUUGAAGAGCACAAAUUCUCCCAAAAUAUUAAAUGGGGAAAAGGUGUAGAAAAAAACUUUAAUUCAAUUAGAAAAAUGGUACAAGAGGUAGAAACUUAUCGAUGAAAGAGAACGAUGCCUUUAACUUGGAAAGGCCAUAUUUGAAUUAAAGGUAU